GUGAUAUACAUGGCCAGUAUUACGAUCUGUUAAGGUUAUUUGAAUACGGUGGAUUUCCUCCCGAAUCAAAUUAUCUUUUCCUUGGUGAUUAUGUUGAUAGAGGAAAACAAUCAUUAGAAACAAUCUGCCUUUUGUUGGCGUACAAGAUAAAGUAUCCCGAGAAUUUUUUUAUUUUAAGAGGAAAUCACGAAUGUGCAAGUAUUAAUCGUAUUUAUGGCUUUUAUGAUGAAUGUAAGCGAAGGUAUAACAUCAAAUUGUGGAAAACCUUUACGGAUUGCUUUAAUUGUUUACCCAUCGCUGCAAUUAUCGAUGAGAAAAUUUUUACCAUGCAUGGUGGUCUGUCACCCGAUCUUCAGAGUAUGGAACAAAUUCGAAGAGUUAUGCGACCAACAGAUGUGCCCGACACUGGUCUAUUAUGUGAUUUGUUGUGGUCUGAUCCCGACAAGGAUAUCUCUGGCUGGAGCGAAAACGAUCGAGGUGUAUCCUUUACAUUCGGUCCUGACGUUGUAACUCGGUUUUUGCAAAAGCAUGAUAUGGAUUUGAUAUGUCGAGCACAUCAAGUGGUGGAAGAUGGUUAUGAAUUCUUUGCUAAACGACAGCUUGUUACUUUGUUUUCCGCACCGAAUUAUUGUGGUGAAUUUGAUAAUGCUGGUGCGAUGAUGAGUGUGGACGAAACUCUUAUGUGCUCGUUCCAGAUUCUCAAACCAGCCGAGAAGAAACAAAAGUAUCCUUAUGGUGGCUUGAAUACAGGACGACCU
This is a messenger RNA of Dentiscutata erythropus, 758 nucleotides long. The record is from the annotation of a GenBank genome assembly. Lineage: Eukaryota; Fungi; Glomeromycota; Glomeromycetes; Diversisporales; Gigasporaceae.